CAGGUUUCUCUCUGGUUCCAGUUCGAUUUUCGUGCAAUCUGGUGUGAAAAAGCAAAAAUAAGUACUGCUGUUGAAGAUACUCGGACGACUCGGACAGACUCCAACUUGAAUCUUUCCAAAAAGAAAAACGUUUUGACAUUUUGAUACAAGGAAAUAGCUGUCGUAUAGUGAAAUGAGAACAGAUUUGUAAAUUCUCUUUGCAAAGGCAGAUCUAUCGACCAUAAUUAAAUAUCACUAAUCAAUCCUCGUAGUUUACAAAAGCUCGAUCAAAUUUAUUCAAAUGGUUGUGAAGCACGUGUGCGCAAGCUAGCUUAUAUUUGUUGAUGUGACUGACACUUUUAAAAAAAAUUGUAUGUACUUACGUGUAUCGAGAAUAGUUGAUACUAUAUUAUGUCAACAUGGAAUUGGCAAAGGAAAUUAUCGACGGCCUGGCAAAUAUCCAAAAUAGUAACGUUUUACCCGAAGAAACGUUUCUACAGUUACUAGAUGUUAUAAUAUUAUAUGUCUCUAAGAAUGUCAGCAAUGGAAAAACAGCCAUCACUGCUGUAUAUCCAUCCAAGUCAGAUCUGAUAAAAGCUGCUUUCGCCAAUAUAUCCUGCCUCUUCAUAGAAGCUGCUCGACACGACUACGACGAGGAGAGCCUGAAGCAUUUCUUACACAAUGAACAUAUCAACGGACAAAGAAUUGAAACGCUAUGCAGCAGGUAUAUGAGCAAUAAAGAAAGUAUCCAGACUCAGUUGGAAUUGACGGGGAACAACUUACCGCAUGUAGUGGACGUAGACUGGCGCUUGCAUCAUUGCGUCAAGAUUAGCACUCGUAUUACCAACGUACCGGUUUAUAACAUACGAAUCAGUACAAAGGAGGGUAAUCAGUUGAGAUAUGUAAUAUUUACAUGUACCAUACAACAGUUGCAGGAGCUGGUGUACAAGUUGAAGGAUGCCGUGAGACACAUCGAAAAAAUAUCUAAUAUAUAAAUAUGUGUAUAAUGAAUGAUUUUAUAAUGUGCCAUUUAGAGAUAUAUUCGUCAGCUUUACUUUGAUAAUGGAUUGUAUAUAUAUAUAUAUGUAUGAAGGAUAAUGUUCUAUAUUAAUAAUACAGCUUCGUGUAGGUGCAGUCAAUUAUAUUUUUGCAUUAGUGAAGAGAAUAAUCUUCUAAUUCCAUGUAGAAUUAUUCUUACUUUUAUAUAUUCAUACGUGUAUAUGCGUACGCACACACACAUAUAUAAAAACUGAUUAAAAAUACAAUAUAUUUUCUAUUCUGCAGCCCAGUGUUUAUCUAAAAAUUUGCUCUCGUGUCCCGACGGACAGAUACAUGCGUGUGGUUAUAUCCUUUUUUUUUUAAUUAAAUAUAGAAUUAUAUUAAUAAUUCUUUCUCUAUUACUAUGUAAUAUGUAUCUUAUAAUCGUCGUACGCUAUUUACAAAUAAAAUUAGCAUAUCUGAGAGAAA
Molecule: messenger RNA, 1446 nt
Organism: Vollenhovia emeryi
Lineage: Eukaryota; Metazoa; Arthropoda; Insecta; Hymenoptera; Formicidae
Product: COMM domain-containing protein 3
Exons: 4
Coding region: 399-974 (191 amino acids)
Biological process (GO): sodium ion transport
Source: RefSeq, a predicted model, not a curated record